CCACAAUCCUCCACAACAACCAUCCAACCAUGCCCCCUCGCCCAAGACGCUCACAAGGCGCAGCACAAAACUCGCCAGCCAAAAGGUCACGCGCUCCCCGCAAGUCGGCAGUCAAGGAUGAGCCCGACACGCCCGACCCGGAGCUGCAUGACGAUGGCGACGACGAUGCGGUAGGAGAGGACGCCGAAGACGAUGACGAUGAGGAAGAGCCGGCUCCCAAACCCGGCCCAUCACGCAGCCGGUCACGCGCCAAACCGCGGAGCUCAAACGCGAAGCGCACCCCGAAACGCGCCAAGACGGAGGAGGAGGCGACCGAGGACGAUGAUGACGAGGAGGUCGUGUCAGCUGGACGCCGCCGCUCGGGCAAGCAGGUCAGCUACAAGGAGAUCCCUGCUGGCGCCGACGACAAGGACGAGGAGUCGGACGGUGACGACGAUGAUGACGAUGAAGAGGAAGAGGAGAAGCCGGUCAAGGCGACGCCGGCGCGUCGGAACAACCGCCGCGCCAAGGAGGACAAGGACGACAAGCCGUACAAGAGGGAGCCUGGAACUGGUGGACGCGGCGGCUUCAGCGUCAAGGGCGCUGCGGCUGCCGCUGCGCGCGCGCGAUGGGACAAGGUCCGUCGUGAGAAGGCCGAGAGGGGUGAGGACAGCGACGAAGCCGUCGCGCGUCGCCGUACCAAUGCGCCGAUUAAGAAGGACCCUCGUGGUGCGCUGGAGAACGUUAUCAAUGGCCAAAAGUACACGAUCAAGAACGCCGAAUAUGUUGCUGGCGACGACGAGCUCAUCAUCCCCGACGACCCCAAGGGUGACACCAAGGUCGACGCUGAGGGCCGACUGCUUGGCGGUCGCGAGUACAAGCUCGUGACGUUCACCUCUGCCACGCGCAAGAACAAGGAGCGUGUGUACGCGCUCACCAUUGACGCGGCGCGCGCGUGUGGAUACACCGACUCGCUGGCGUUCCUCCGUCGCUGCCCUCAGAUUGUCAAGCUCUCGUGCGACCCCGAUGAGAGGCAAAUGCUCAUCGACAUUGGACGUAUCACGGGCAACCUCAAGCACCGCAUGGUGACCAUGGUUGCCAUGCGCAACGUUUUCAAACUCAUGGGCGCGAGGCUGGUCAAGGGUGGCAAAUGGGUCGACGACGACUACAACGAGGAGCAGGCCCUGAUUGACUGUGGAACCAAUGGGUGGACACCACACUCUGAGGUCCUGGACGAGGAGCUCGCCGUCAACCAGUACCCUUCGGCUGGUGGACCUGGUCGACCGCCAGCCAACGCUGGCUUCCUCGCGGACGGUGUCGCUGCCAAGUCUGCGUUGACGCCAUUCUACACUGUCGGCGGCCCCACAACACACUUUGGUGGGACUGGCGCCGACCCCUGGUCUGAUACGGUGCACGGCCGUCGCGGCAAGUUGCGCGGCCUGGGUGUCACCGAAGAAGACUGGAUGCUUCGCACGGCCGAGGAAUCGCGCCGCAUUGACGAGACGCUACGCGGGUACCGGGAUGAGCGGAUCGAGGUGCUGUCUGGACAGGACACGCGCGGCUGGGUGCACUACAGCGAAGAGUUUUCGUCUGGGGCUAUCAAGCCCGAGGUGGACGAGCACAAGCACCCUCUGGCCAACGAGCUCACCUUCGACACUGGCAGUGAGCCACUAACGCCGGCUCCGCCUGAGCCUGCGGCUCCGGCCGCCGACAACAAGCCUGAGGCGUCAGAGGACAAGCCAGUGGUCGACAAGGUGCCUGGUGGCAAGAUUGUCGUCGAGCGCGAGUCUGAGACGCGGGAUGGGCGGCCCAAGAAGAGCAAGUGGCAGCCCGGUGUGGUGCGCGCGGCGUACGAGCCGCACACCCAAUUGCCGCAUGUUCCUCUGCGGACACAGCCAUCCUCGGCCGAGAUCAAGCGCGUGUCGCAUCUCCCUCUCGUUGGACUCAACGGCUCGGCGCGAUACGUCAAGGCGCCAGGCAUUGCGUCCGUCGAGUUUGUGUACACGUCGGGAUCGGAAGAUGCCGGCACGCCAGCGUGGCUGACGUUUGGCGACGCCAUCCAAGGCGCCGACGCGAUCAAGAAGCGCAAGGCUCUGAUCGCCGAGGCCGAGGAGUGGGAGCGCGUGUCGCGCGCCAAGAGACGGGCGUAGCUGGGCCGAGCUAGGCCGCUACUCUUGUCACUAGCUAAUAGUUGAUAGGCAUAGGAGCAGAUGCAUACAACGUUGUAC
Messenger RNA from Vanrija pseudolonga, 2207 nucleotides. RefSeq names its product Chromatin structure-remodeling complex subunit RSC7 (gene NPL6). Lineage: Eukaryota; Fungi; Basidiomycota; Tremellomycetes; Trichosporonales; Trichosporonaceae. The coding region runs from base 30 to 2129 and encodes 699 amino acids. The record is from RefSeq and is a predicted model, not a curated record. The transcript has 5 exons.